UCGCAGGCAGCGGAGCCAGGGGCAGCGGCCGCCACUUCCAGCUGGGGCAGCUCCGAGGAGCGGGGCGGCCGCGGGGCUCCCUCCUCCUCCUCCUUCUCGCUAUCCUUUUCCUUCUCCGCCCUCCGCGCAGCCCCGCGCAGCCCCCCUCCCUCUCUCCCGCUCCCCCCCCCUCCGCAUCCAGAACCAGGAGCGAGCGGCAGCGCUGCGCGAAGGCGCCCGGCGCGGCCCCUGCGGACGGAGCGGGUCGCGGUGAUGUGAUCGGCGCACCCGGCGGAGAAGGGAAGUCCCAUCGCCUGCAAGGCAGCCGGGAGCUCCUCCGCCCUGCAAGACACGUGCCAUACCAUAACCUGAUGAGAUGUAACCUAUACUCUAACAAGCAACAGGGAACCAGUAUGCUGACAAUGCCUUCCAGCAGCCUGUCUUCAGACAGCCUUGUGAAAAGGACAAAAAAGAGAAAAAAAAGGCAGCUUUGCUCACCUAGCUCCUAUGGAAAGGUCUGCAAAACCAACACUACAUGCAUGCUCCCAAGACCUGCAGGACAAUGAACAGAUAGAGAGCACAGGACAACAUAUGAGCCUACAGCUGCCCAGAGCCUGUUUCCAGAGCAGAGACUGCCAUUCCCAGAACAAGGAUCUCUUGGACAUUUCAAAGGACUACACACAGGACCUACUUUCUUCACAAGGGACCUAAGAUACUGUGGUUUGACUUUUAAGUCAGCCCUUGUAUUACAGAUGUGGACUUCAGGUAGAAUGAGCAAUGUAAAGAACUUGCUUGGACUUGGCAUGUCCUUGUAUUUUUGGGGACUGAUGGACCUUACUACAACUGUACUGUCAGGAAGUGCCAGGCCCCUCACUAAAGGACAAGAAAACAACCUGUCGGACAAGCUACAUCAGCGUAUGAAGAGGAGCUGGGUGUGGAACCAGUUCUUUGUUCUGGAGGAAUACACAGGAACAGACCCUCUCUACGUCGGGAAGCUCCACUCUGACAUGGACAGAGGAGAUGGUUCGAUCAAAUACAUCCUCUCAGGAGAAGGAGCUGGUGUUGUGUUUACAAUUGAUGAUACGACAGGGGACAUUCAUGCCAUUCAGCGACUGGACCGGGAAGAAAGGUCACAGUACACCCUCAGAGCACAGGCUCUGGACAGACGAACGGGCCGGCCAAUGGAGCCUGAGUCAGAGUUCAUCAUUAAAAUCCAAGACAUCAAUGACAAUGAACCCAAGUUCCUGGACGGACCCUAUGUAGCCUCUGUUCCAGAAAUGUCACCUGUGGGCACCUCUGUUAUCCAGGUGACAGCAACAGAUGCUGAUGACCCAACCUAUGGGAACAGUGCAAGAGUAGUGUACAGUAUUCUCCAAGGACAACCAUAUUUCUCUGUGGACUCUCGGACAGGCUUAAUUAGAACAGCUCUAAUGAACAUGGACCGAGAAGCAAAAGAAUAUUAUGAAGUGAUUAUCCAGGCCAAGGAUAUGGGUGGACAGCUGGGAGGAUUAGCUGGAACAACCACAGUCAACAUUACCCUCUCUGAUGUCAAUGACAACCCACCCAGAUUUCCACAGAAACAUUAUCAGAUGAGCGUGCUGGAGUCCGCUCCCAUCAGCUCUACUGUGGGCCGUGUGGUUGCUAAAGACCUGGAUGAAGGCAUAAAUGCGGAGAUGAAGUAUAGCCUUGUGGAUGGAGAUGGACUGGAUGUCUUUGAUAUUAACACUGAUCCUAAUUACCAAGUUGGCAUCAUAACUGUGAGAAAGCCUUUAAGUUUUGAGAGCAAGAAAAGCUACACCUUGAAAGUAGAGGGUGCCAACCCCCACCUGGAAAUGCGGUUCUUGAACCUGGGUCCCUUCCGCGACACCACCACCGUCCACAUCACUGUGGAGGAUGUAGAUGAACCUCCUGUGUUUGAGCAAAGCGUCUACUUUGUGGAAGUGCCUGAGGAUGUGGAGAUUGGAACCACCAUACAAACCAUUUCUGCCAAGGACCCAGAUGUGACCAACAACUCCAUCAGAUACUCAAUUGACAGGAGCAGUGAUCCGGGGCGAUUCUUUUAUGUCGACAUUACAACAGGAGCACUGAUGACUGCAAGACCUCUUGACCGGGAAGACGUUUCUUGGCACAACAUCACUGUGCUGGCCAUGGAGCUGAAUAACCCCUCUCAGGUGGGCAGCGUCUCCGUAACGGUGAAAGUCCUGGACGUGAAUGACAACGCGCCAGAGUUUGCAAGGUUCUAUGAAGCUUUUGUUUGUGAAAAUGCCAAAGCGGGGCAGCUGAUCCAGACAGUGAGCGCCAUCGACAGGGAUGACCCACAGGAGGGUCAGCACUUCUACUAUAGCCUGGCUCCAGAGGCAGCCAACAACCCCAACUUUACUCUAAGGGACAAUCAAGAUAAUACAGCAUGGAUUUUGACUAGGCGCUCUGGUUUCAGACAACAUGAGCAGAACACUUUUUACCUCCCCAUCCUGAUCAGUGACAACGGCCGUCCCGUGCUGAGCAGCACAGGCACGCUUACCGUGCACGUGUGCAGCUGCGAUGACGACGGCAUGGUGAUGUCCUGCAACGCGGAGGCCUACGUCCUCCCCGUCAGCCUGAGCAGAGGGGCACUCAUUGCAAUCCUUGCCUGCAUCUUCGUCCUGCUUGUGCUGGUUCUGCUCAUCCUCUCCAUGAGGCGCCAGCGGAAGCAGCCAUACAUCAUCGAUGAGGAGGAGAACAUCCAUGAGAACAUCGUCAGGUACGACGACGAGGGCGGUGGGGAGGAGGACACAGAGGCCUUCGAUAUUGCUGCCAUGUGGAACCCGCGGGAGGCCCAGCUGGUGGUGAAAAACCGGCAGGACAUGCUCCCUGAAAUAGAGAGCCUCUCCCGAUACGUGCCUCAGGCGUGCGUCAUGGACAACAACGUCCACAACUAUGUGCUUGCCAAGCUGUAUGAAGCUGACAUGGACCUGUGGGCACCUCCCUUCGACUCCCUCCAGACGUACAUGUUUGAAGGGAAUGGCUCGGUGGCGGAGUCGCUCAGCUCCCUACAGUCGGUGACGACAGACUCAGACCAGAGCUACGACUACCUGACAGACUGGGGGCCACGCUUCAAAAAGCUGGCCGAGAUGUACGGUGCCACAGACAGCAGCGGGGCUCUGUGGUAACAGACGAGGAAUGGCAGAGGGGUUUCCAUGCAAAACAGUGUCCACUAAGGUCCAUUCUCAUCAGAUGCUUCCAUGGACAUGGUUGAGGCCUCCUAAAAAAUAGCAAUACGGUGCUUGGAUGAGAAUGGGAAGAAGGGUGCGAAUGAAGGUCUCUCUGGAUCAGCUUUACUCAGUUAAAUUAAGUCAUGCUAUUGAAACAGUGGGAAGCAGAAGGAAGAAAGAUUUUUCCUGUUUUUUACAGCAAAAUUGAAAAGCUCCACACCUGGAAUAUAAUGACAUUAUUCUCUUUCUCCCUUUCUCUCUCCCUUGUACACGGCAGCUUACUGAGCUCUGUACGUCUGGGUUCAAAGAUCUACAGACUCCAACUGUAAUCUCCAACUCACUAAGAAAUUGCCAGCACAGAAAAUCUGUUCCCCGCCAGUUACUUUUCCCCCAUUAAAAAAGAAAAAAAAAAUUUGCUUGCUAA
Strigops habroptila (Kakapo) is the source of this 3594-nucleotide messenger RNA. RefSeq names its product cadherin 20 (gene CDH20). Gene Ontology annotation, molecular function: cadherin binding; calcium ion binding. The record is from RefSeq and is a predicted model, not a curated record. Gene Ontology annotation, cellular component: plasma membrane; catenin complex; adherens junction. Lineage: Eukaryota; Metazoa; Chordata; Aves; Psittaciformes; Psittacidae. Bases 732 to 3128 code for a protein of 798 amino acids. Gene Ontology annotation, biological process: homophilic cell-cell adhesion; calcium-dependent cell-cell adhesion; adherens junction organization. The transcript has 14 exons.